Molecule: messenger RNA, 1233 nt
Organism: Sitodiplosis mosellana (orange wheat blossom midge)
Lineage: Eukaryota; Metazoa; Arthropoda; Insecta; Diptera; Cecidomyiidae
Product: heparin sulfate O-sulfotransferase-like
Exons: 4
Cellular component (GO): membrane
Molecular function (GO): heparan sulfate 2-sulfotransferase activity
Source: RefSeq, a predicted model, not a curated record
UUCUACAUUUUUAUCUUUUUGAUUGAUUCAAGAAUUUUUUUCUUUCUUAGAUUCCAAAUCCCACAGAAACCAAUUUAUAUAAAUUUGAUAAGAAGACCAAUAGACCGUUUAGUAUCAUAUUACUAUUUUUUGCGAUAUGGAGACAACUACAGGCCGAAUUUGGUGCGACGAAAAGCGGGCGAUAAAAUGACAUUAGAUGAGUGUAUAAAACGAAAGCAACCGGAUUGCGAUGUAAAAUAUAUGUGGCUGCAAGUGCCAUUCUUUUGUGGUCAUGCGGCUGAGUGCUGGCGACCGGGUAGCGAAUGGGCGUUAGAGCAAGCCAAGUAUAACUUAGUGAAUCAUUACUUUUUAGUUGGAGUAACAGAAGAAAUGGAAGAUUUCAUAUAUCUAUUAGAGUUAUCGUUGCCAAGAAUAUUCAAAGGAUCAAUGAAUCAAUAUCUAAACUCGAGUAAAUCGCAUCUGCGUCAGACGACAUCAAAGAUCGAUCCGAGUCCGGAGACGAUAGCUGCAAUAAAAAAGACCGAAGUAUGGCGGUUGGAGCACGAAUUCUAUGAAUUUGCAUUGCAGCAAUUCCACUUCAACUACAAAUUGCAGAACAAAAUUAAAGUACAGGGUCAAAAUUUGGAGCAAAAAUUCUUUUACGAAAAAAUUCGACCAAAAAAAUAGUGAAAAAACAACAAGACGAUCUCAUUUUAUGUUUUUGUAUGAUUUCACAAAAAGCGAUUAAUGACAUUUACAAUUGCAUCAAAACACGCGGUCAUUGAUAGUGUAGAAGCCAUUCGAUCGUAUAUAAGCAUCGAUAGAUUUGUUCGUUCACUGAGUUUUACCUUUAGUUCUUCUUUGUCAAUUUAUAAAAAAUACUCUAUUAGCGAAUUUUCAUUCAGCAGUCAAUUGCUAUACCUAUUCAACAACAAAAAAAUGCUCAACACUUGAUAUUUCGUAUCACAGACAUGAUACUCUACUGAAAUUAUGAUAUUGUUGCCUGAUCAGUGGCACUUUGUCAGGAACUGUUAGAUUUCUCUUUUUUUUCUAUCUAGUUCUUAUGUCUAGAUCCUAUUUAUAGAAAGCAAAGACCGACUUAAUUUUUUACCAACAAAAACAUACACACACCGAACAUUUUCUAUUUUUUGUCACCAAUUAGCUUUUAUUUAUUGUGUAAUUAAAUGCAACAAAAUUAGACUAAGAGUAACGGACUCAAGGUGAAGAAUAAAAAGACAUUUUAUUAUUCACAAA